GGAAUAAUCAUGGCUUCUCAGGGCCUGCAGAUCAUGGGUGUGCUGUUGGCCUUCAUCGGCUGGCUGGGCACCAUCAUCACCUGCGCUCUGCCGAUGUGGAGGGUCACUGCUUUUGUCGGGGCUAACAUCGUCACUGCCCAGGUGAUCUGGGAAGGACUGUGGAUGAACUGCGUCGUCCAGAGCACGGGACAGAUGCAGUGCAAGGUGUACGACUCCAUGCUGGCUUUACCUCAGGACCUGCAGGCUGCCAGGGCCAUGGUCAUCAUCUCUGUGAUCGUCGGGGUGUUUGGGGUCCUGAUGGCCAUCAUUGGGGGAAAGUGCACCAACUGCAUGGAGGACGAAGUGGCCAAAGCCAAAACCUGCAUUGUGUCUGGCGUGAUCUUCAUAAUAGCGGCGCUGCUGAUUCUCAUCCCGGUGUCGUGGUCGGCUCAUGCUGUGAUCAGGGACUUCUACAACCCGAUGGUGAUCGCAGCUCAGAGGAGGGAGCUGGGGGCGGCUCUCUAUAUCGGCUGGGGCUCCUCCGGGCUGCUGUUACUAGGAGGAGGUCUGCUCUGCAAUAACUGCCCCCCGAAAGACAGCAGACCCUACACGCCUGCCAAGUUUGCCCCAGUCAGAGCCAUAUCCACAAAUAUGGACUAUGUGUGA
This is a messenger RNA of Myripristis murdjan (pinecone soldierfish), 645 nucleotides long. RefSeq names its product claudin-4-like. NCBI's taxonomy places the organism in Eukaryota, Metazoa, Chordata, Actinopteri, Holocentriformes, Holocentridae. The transcript has a single exon. Gene Ontology annotation, cellular component: bicellular tight junction; membrane. Gene Ontology annotation, molecular function: structural molecule activity. Bases 10 to 645 code for a protein of 211 amino acids. The record is from RefSeq and is a predicted model, not a curated record.